Messenger RNA from Saprolegnia diclina VS20, 1345 nucleotides. RefSeq lists its product as hypothetical. NCBI's taxonomy places the organism in Eukaryota, Oomycota, Saprolegniomycetes, Saprolegniales, Saprolegniaceae. The transcript has a single exon. Bases 43 to 1245 code for a protein of 400 amino acids. The record is from RefSeq and is a predicted model, not a curated record.
GACCUGGUGUCGAACAUUGGCGACAAGUCGGAGAAAGGCCGCAUGAACCCGAACGAAGCGUUCGUUGCCGGGACGCUUGACCCGUCUAGCUUCGACUACUCAGUGCAGUGGUCGCGCGACGAGAGCGAGAUCCUCAGCACGCUUCUGCUCCCGCGCAGCGACUCGUCCCCGGAAGCGGCGACGCCGGCCCACCCCGCGCGCCUCAAGCACAACCUCGCGCUGCAGGAGUACCGCAAGCGGAAGCGCAACGAGAUGCAGCAGCUGCGGCAAGCGGCGGCCGAGCUCGAGGACAGGCUGCGGCAGCUGCAGAAAGCCAAGGCCAAGAAGGACUUGCUGCGGCCGCCAAGUAAGUGGCAGCAGCUCGCAGUGAGCGAGCGCCAAAUGGAAAAGGCGGCGCGGACCGAGAACCAGCAGCUACGCGAGCUCGUCCAGAACCACAUGAUAACGGCGCAGAUCUUUGCCAACGUGCUCGAGAAGACGUACGACCAGACGCAGUCCAUUGCGUUCCUCGAUGCCCCCGAAGACAAGUGGAAGCAGCUCGUCCUCGUGGUCGAACCGACUCUGCGGACGCUCGCCAUGCACCAGAUCCUCGACCGUGAGCACCUCCGUUUCCACUCGGCCUACAUUGAGGCCGGCCUCAUCGACGUCAACGACGAGUUUCAAAAGCAUAUCGCCAAGUUCCACCACCACAGCGCCCACGAGUUCCAUACGAUCGUGCAUCGGCGGACGCGUCUCCAGCUGCGCUGCGUCGUCGAAGGCACGUGGAACGUCAUCCGCGGCACGGCCGGCGGCAUCCCCAACAUGAACCGGUCGUGCAAAGAGCUCAUCGACAUUGACGCUGACACGUCGUACGUCACGGGGUGGUUUGACCACCCGCUGGGAAAAUUCCAGCGACGCGUGCUCUGCAAGCGCUACUACGACACGCAGGACGCAAAGACAGCCACCAAGUGCAUCAUCGUAUGUCGAAGCAUCGGCGAUGACGAGCAGUCGCCGUACGAUCCGUCGACGCCGUACUCGAAUGAAGUGUCGUGGCACCUGCUUGAAGCCAACGACGACGGCGCCGACUUCAAGUACUUUCAGAAAUUCCGGCCAUCGCAGUGGACGACGACGCUGACGGCGCACUGGGAGAAGACACUGGAGCAGGCGUCGCACAUGAUGCGCCGCGCAGUGAACCAGUACAUUGACGAGUAUGGCAGGGCACAAGGCCACGCCCAACCCGAAAUUUGCGACGACAUCAAGCCGUAGAAGAAAUGACCUUCAUGAAGCUUCACGUCGGACUGUACACGUGACGAAAUCUAGCAAUAUUUUAACGCACAGUGAUCCCGCAAGCUUUGCCAGGCGCCAA